AUGAAUGCUCCGAUAAUAGAUCCAUUGCAAGGAGAUUUUCCGGAGGUAAUAGAAGAAUAUUUGGAGCAUGGGGUCAUCAAAUGUGUUGCUUUUAACCACCGUGGUUCUCUUCUCGCAGCUGGAUGUGCGGAUGGGGGCUGUGUGAUCUGGGAUUUUGAAACUCGGGGCAUUGCUAAAGAGAUUCGCGAUAACGAUUGUUCCGCUGCAAUCACAAGCGUCUCCUGGUCAAAGUAUGGUCACCGCCUGCUCGUGUCAGCUGCAGACAAGUCGUUGACUCUCUGGGAUGUCCCGAGCGGUGAAAAGAUUGCUCGGACGAUUCUUCAGCAGACUCCGUUGCACGCUCGCCUAAACCCUGGCUUAACCUCGCCGUCUCUUUGUCUGGCGUGCCCGCUCUCCUCUGCUCCGAUGAUAGUUGACUUUGACAUUGGCUGUACAACUUUGCUUCCAGUGUCUGUGCCUGAGAUGCCUGAUGUAUUAGCUCCUCCGCAGCGCAGCAAGUGUCCAGAAUCAGGUCCUCCUUUCUCUCCAGCUGCAGCGUGCUUUAAUAAGUGUGGGGAUCUCGUUUACGUAGGGAAUGCCAAAGGAGAAAUACUUGUAGUAGAUUACAAAAGUGUUCGUGUUCUCGCUUUGGUUCCUGUGUUUGGCGGGUCUCCAGUGAAAAACAUAGUGUUUAGCAGGAACGGGCAGUAUCUUCUCACGAAUUCACACGAUCGCACCAUUAGGAUAUAUGAGAAUCUCCUCCCAGCGAAAAACGUGCUUAGAUCCCUUGAGGAGUUGGGGAAGAACGUAGACGGGGUUGAUGGUGCUGAGAAGAUGAAGAAUGUUGGAUCAAAAUGCUUGACGCUCUUCAGGGAGUUCCAGGAUUCAGUUACCAAAAUGCAUUGGAAAGCGCCUUGUUUCAGUGGUGAUGGUGAGUGGGUUGUUGGUGGUUCUGCGUGCAAAGGAGAACAUAAGAUCUAUAUAUGGGAUCGGGCGGGGCAUCUUGUGAAAAUAUUAGAAGGUCCAAAAGAAGCGUUGAUUGAUCUAGCUUGGCAUCCUGUUCAUCCUUUAAUCGUCUCUGUUUCAUUGGCUGGUCUAGUAUACAUUUGGGCAAAAGAUUACACGGAGAACUGGAGCGCUUUUGCUCCUGAUUUCAAGGAGCUAGAGGAGAAUGAAGAGUAUGUGGAACGAGAAGAUGAGUUUGAUUUGAUACCUGAAACAGAAAAGGUGAAAGUCUUGGGUGUUAAUGAAGAUGAAGAUGUUGACAUAGAGACAGUGGAAAAUGAUGCUUUCAGUGAUUCAGAUAUAUCAGUGGAUGAACUCCGCUACCUUCCAGCUGAACCGAUCCCAGACACAAAUGAGCAGCAAGACAAUAUAAAGUUGAUCGAAGCUCAUAUAUCUGCAUCUCCUGCUUCUGAGGAGCCUGGUCAGAAUGGACAUGUGGCAGACCAUGCAUCAAGUCCACAUGGAGAGGAAAUGGGUGAGACGCUGGGAAAGAGAAAAAGGAAACCAUCUGAGAAAGGCAUGGAGCUGCAGGCGGAGAAGGCAAAGCCAUUGAAAGCGCCAAACAAAACAGUACGAGCGAAAACCAGAGUAGUAGUCGAUCAAGAAUUCGAUGACAGUGUAAAUGGUGUUGAUGAUGAUGCAUCUUAUUAUUGA
This is a messenger RNA of Thlaspi arvense, 1638 nucleotides long. The record is from the annotation of a GenBank genome assembly. Lineage: Eukaryota; Viridiplantae; Streptophyta; Magnoliopsida; Brassicales; Brassicaceae.